CUUCUAUCUCUGCCGCACUCCAAACUGAGCUAGACUGAUUAGGCUACAAUAGAAGUUAUUGAGUCUAUUAUGUGCAAAUCCAGAUGUAUUGUUCAAGACCGCACUUUGUCAGCAAGAAUUCCCCAUCGCUGAUUACUCCAGCACCGCAUAUAUCUUCGGCAAAGACGCACUAUAACAUAAGCCCAACGCAUCGCUUCCUGUGAGCUGGCGAUGCCCACUUUUCCCAUUUCCACUAACGCUGGUGCAAACGGGGAUUAUGAGCAGACGGAAAGGACCGAGUGCAGGCUUGACCCUGUGGCAUUCACGCACUUAAAAGUGAACUUAUAUAAAGAGCAUUUCAAGGCACUGGAUAUAGUGAAAUUUAGGCAGCCAGCUGGCGAUGAUUGGAGAUACCUCGACUUGGGCUGCGGACCAGGUAACUUCCUUAAAGAAAAGUUGCUAUCACAUUUGCGGCCAUGUGCGUGCGUCAUCGCUGCUGAUUCAUCACGUGACAUGCUGGACUACGCCCGAGAGCACAAUCAUGCACCGGAGGUCUUUUUUGAACUCCUGGAUAUAGAGCAUGACAAACCCGAUGCUAUCCUGGCCCAGUAUGGACGGAUUGACCGUGUGUACGCGUUCCUUAUAUUCCACUUCGUAAAGGACUUGGGGCGAGCCUACCGAAACGUAUACGAGCUACUGAGAUCAGGUGGAGAGUGUCUGGCAGUGAACUUCACGAGAACCGGCAUCACGGAUGCGUGGCAUCAGAUCUACGAGAUGGACGAGUGGAAGGACUACGUGCCGAGUCCAGUUGACGUUCUGUCGAAGAGAUUCCGAUUCAACGAACUCGUACCGCAUGAACUGUUGGUGACUGAAGAGAAGAACGCUGUCACUUCUGCUGGACUGGAGGUCGUUGCUUGCCACACGUACACCAGUCAAUGGACCUUCCCAACUGCAGAUACAUGGCUCGAAAACUACGUACGGGUAUUCCAGUUGGGCAGAGCGGUGCCAGAAGACCGUAUCAAUGCAUUCUGGAACGCACUGAAGACUGCUCUCCUUCAAAAAUCGACGAUAACAUACGGCGGAGUCAGCCUUACAUAUGAUGUCAUGGUCACGCACAUGCAAAAACCGUGAUGCGUUUGGAAUUGUUACGUCAAUCAUUGUGACCAUACAGUCUUUCUGUUAGCUUUUGUAAUGUUAAAAAAUUAAACUUUGGGGUUUUACGUGUCAAAACCCAGACUUCGUUAUGAGGCGCACGCCGUAUUGCGCACUAUGGAAUAAUUUGGACCACCAGGGGUUCAUUAACGGGCACCUAAAUCUAAGUACACGGGUGUUCUCGCAUUUCGUCUCCAUCGGAAUGUGGCCGCCAUGGCCGAGAUAGCCUUUGUAGAGUAAAUUACAAAAAAAAAAAAUCUUGCAAGUUAUCAGCAGUUCGCAUCAACGUUUAGGAAUUACGCAAUCCUGUCGCUGCAACUCUACACAAGUUUGCUGUUUUUCUCCAGCAAACUGCAGAAAAAUUUGGCUGCUACCAAAGUGGUCAACUUAAAAGCGUCACAGCCCCAUAACGAUAUACCUACUAGCAUGUUCAAGUUAGCGGCUGCAACGAACUACUUGCCUGUUCUUAAGUACGCUACAACACAAGCAUUGUGAUACUGCACACUAACAGUGCUACUCAGUGGGAACAGCGAGGGGCAUCGCAGUAGAAUGUCCACACCUGUAAUGGUUUCACACCGCCAGUGUCACAGGGACAGACUGCGAGUACGUAUUGCCCGUAGGCCAAAUGAUUAUGUCGAUUGUCUCAUUUGAACCAAAUUACAUUCUAGUCACAUGCUUUGCAGUUCGCUUCAGGAUUAUUACAAUUUCAUCUACAUCAAGCGCCGUACGUGGAUGGCUGCUAAACAACCCUUCCAGGAAGCCAAGCCGGAUUGCGUCAGUC
Molecule: messenger RNA, 1912 nt
Organism: Dermacentor andersoni
Lineage: Eukaryota; Metazoa; Arthropoda; Arachnida; Ixodida; Ixodidae
Source: RefSeq, a predicted model, not a curated record